AUGGGUUCUUUGGAGUUGGGUAUGGAGAUCCAUCGAGGAAUAAUUCAAAGUGGGUUAUUGAGGGAUGUUUUAGAUUCAAAUUCCCUGGAUGUACACAGAAUGGUAUUAUGGACAAGGCUUUUUGAAACAAUGCCUCGGCCAAAUGUGGUGUCAUGGAUUGCGGUUAAUUUUGGGCAUGCACAGAAUAGUUUAGUUGAAAAAGCUUUGGAGUUUUUUGGUCAAAUGCAAUCGACUGGCGUAAAACCAAACUCAACAACUUUUUCUAGUGUCCUCACAGCAUGUGCCAAAGCUGGAGUACUAAAACAAGGCAUGUGUAAAGUAAAACUCAGCAACCUUUGCCAGUAUCCUCCCAGCAUGCGCAAGCUUGGAGCUUUGGAACAAGGUAUGGAGAUGCACCAGAAAAUAAUUGAAAGUGGCUUUUGGUCAGAUGUUAUUGUAACAAAUGCCUUGAUAGACAUGUAUGCAAAAUGUGGCAGCAUAAAGAAGGCGUGGAGACUUUUUGAUAAAAUGCAUCAUCCUGAUUUCAUCUCAUGGACUGCAAUGGUGGCAGGAUAUGCAAUGCACGGCUAUAGCACUGAUGUUCUCAAACUCUUUGAACUAAUCAAGCUAUCUUGA
This is a messenger RNA of Cryptomeria japonica (Japanese cedar), 615 nucleotides long. Its product is annotated as pentatricopeptide repeat-containing protein At2g37320-like. Gene Ontology annotation, molecular function: RNA binding; protein binding. Bases 1 to 615 code for a protein of 204 amino acids. Gene Ontology annotation, biological process: RNA modification. The record is from RefSeq and is a predicted model, not a curated record. Lineage: Eukaryota; Viridiplantae; Streptophyta; Pinopsida; Cupressales; Cupressaceae. The transcript has 3 exons.